Messenger RNA from Brugia pahangi, 411 nucleotides. NCBI's taxonomy places the organism in Eukaryota, Metazoa, Nematoda, Chromadorea, Rhabditida, Onchocercidae. The record is from the annotation of a GenBank genome assembly.
AUGGCUGGAGGUAAAGGCAAAGCAGGCAAGGAUUCUGGCAAAUCUAAGGGUAAAGUCAUAUCGCGAAGUGCACGUUCUGGCUUGCAGUUUCCUGUUGGACGUAUUCAUCGCUUCCUAAAACAGAGAACCACAUCACACGGACGUGUUGGUGCUACAGCAGCUGUUUACAGUGCAGCAAUCCUGGAAUAUCUAACUGCUGAAGUACUGGAACUGGCAGGCAAUGCUUCCAAAGAUUUGAAAGUGAAAAGGAUCACACCGAGGCACUUGCAUCUGGCAAUACGAGGCGAUGAGGAACUAGACACACUGAUAAAAGCCACUAUUGCUGGUGGAGGUGUGAUUCCGCAUAUUCAUCGUUACCUAAUGAGCAAGAAAGGACAGCCGACUCCAGCUCAGAAACAGGGUCCAGCCUGA